CCUUCACAUUACAUUUCAUUUCAUUAUACCAAAAAUCAAACGCAGCGCCCAACCAAAUAAACACCAACAACCAAACUAUUGACCUUAUUUAUCAACUUCGCAUUUUCUUUGUUCUAAAGAGAACUUUAUUUUCAUUCAUAACAUAACAAUUAAUCAUCUCGACAAAAUUUAGGGUUUGUUAAGCACUUAAACCAACUAUGCUAAACCUAAAUUCGCGACUACCUAGAAUUGGAGCUUCGAUCACUAAACACUUCUUCACAAGGAAUUAUACAUCUAUGUGUAAAGCGGGAUAUACUCGAAGCACCCGAAAUUAUUGCCUUCAACCUUCGUUUCAACAGAAUUGGUUUACUAAUUUAUACAAGGGAGCCAUGUUUGAAAAGCAUAAUUUCCUGUCAACAACGACUUCUAGCAGCACGGCUGAGAGUGGGAGUGAACAAAAGGAAACAAUAUCUGUGACUUUUGUCGAUAAGGAUGGUGAGGAAAAGCUUCUAAAAGUCCCCAUUGGAAUGUCUAUGCUAGAAGCUGCUCAUCAAAAUGACAUUGAACUUGAAGGAGCAUGUGAGGGCUCACUUGCUUGUUCAACUUGCCAUGUUAUAGUCAUGGAUGUAGAUUAUUACAAUAAAUUAGACGAUCCCACUGACGAGGAAAAUGACAUGUUGGAUCUAGCUUUUGGACUUACUGAAACGUCACGUCUAGGUUGCCAAGUGAUCGCUAAACCUGAACUUGAUGGAGUUCGAUUAGCUAUUCCCGCUGCCACUCGAAAUUUUGCAGUUGAUGGUUAUGUACCGAAACCACACUAAUUAUUACUAGAUUUUUUUUGCAAUGCCAAGAACCCAGCUAUCUCAGUUUUGUAACAUCAAUGAGUUAUAGAUAAAUGAGCAUUUAUUGAUUAUAGGCAUAUAUUUGGUACUGAGUUUAGUCGUGAUCACUAUGACAGACCAAAGAGAUCAAUCAGAUCAUGGUGGAAUAAACUACGUGUGUUACUAUUUUA
Cicer arietinum (chickpea) is the source of this 991-nucleotide messenger RNA. The record is from RefSeq and is a predicted model, not a curated record. NCBI's taxonomy places the organism in Eukaryota, Viridiplantae, Streptophyta, Magnoliopsida, Fabales, Fabaceae.